AUGUCUGAUAAACUACUGCAGGAGAUUGCCUUGGAAGCAAAGACAUACCUAGUAAAGGAUGCCGAGCAGAAACGCCAGUGUCAGAACAUCUGGAAGCUCAUGCGGGUAGUUGCAGCUUUGCGCCGUGCCGGCAUCCCCACAUUGCCGACGCAGAACAGUGCUGAAGGCUCUGUGAGUUCCUGGGAGUUACAGUCUGGCUCCAUUUCUUUGAUAGGGGAUGAGAACAAGGAAGCCGGCAAAACCAACAGCAAGUUUUGUAGUUUUAUUUGUUUGGCUGUGCGAUGUCAUAGCUUGACUUUCUAA
Effrenium voratum is the source of this 303-nucleotide messenger RNA. The record is from the annotation of a GenBank genome assembly. NCBI's taxonomy places the organism in Eukaryota, Dinophyceae, Suessiales, Symbiodiniaceae.